This is a messenger RNA of Conger conger (European conger), 1317 nucleotides long. RefSeq names its product receptor expression-enhancing protein 2-like. The record is from RefSeq and is a predicted model, not a curated record. NCBI's taxonomy places the organism in Eukaryota, Metazoa, Chordata, Actinopteri, Anguilliformes, Congridae. Gene Ontology annotation, molecular function: taste receptor binding; microtubule binding. The transcript is spliced from 8 exons. Gene Ontology annotation, cellular component: cytoplasmic microtubule; endoplasmic reticulum tubular network; endoplasmic reticulum membrane. The coding region runs from base 164 to 997 and encodes 277 amino acids. Gene Ontology annotation, biological process: endoplasmic reticulum tubular network organization.
CAAGUCACCCUAACAAUGUGAUGAUAGGACCCACACAGUCUGAAUGCAAGCGAAACGGUCUGCAGCAGUGAACGAGCAGACUACCCUAUUAGCAUUAUAAUAAGGGCUUGGCGGAGGAAUGGGGGGGUAAUACGUCUAAGAAUAAGAAAACAUAAGGAUCAAAAUGGUAUCCUGGAUGAUAUCGAGGACGGUGGUCCUGGCCUUUGGGAUCCUGUACCCCGCCUACUCCUCCUACAAGGCUGUGAAGACCAAGAACGUGAAGGAAUAUGUCAAGUGGAUGAUGUACUGGAUUGUGUUUGCCAUCUUCACAACGAUAGAGACGGUCACAGAUCUCGUCCUAUCAUGGUUCCCCUUCUACUUCGAGCUGAAGAUCGCCUUCGUCAUCUGGCUGCUGUCCCCCUACACCAAGGGCUCCAGCGUGCUCUACCGCAAGUUUGUGCACCCCACGCUGUCCAAGAAGGAGAAGGAGAUAGACGAGUACAUCAGUCAGGCGCGGGACCGCAGCUAUGACACCAUGAUGCGUUUCGGCAAGAGGGGCCUCAACCUGGCGGCCAACGCAGCCGUGACCGCUGCCUCCAAGGGGCAGGACGUGCUGUCAGAGAAACUACGCAGUUUCAGCAUGCACGAUCUGACGCUGAUCCAGGACGAGGACGAACUACACCUGCGCAAACCCGACGCCCGUCAGCGCAGCUCCUCUGGCCUCGGGGAUGAUGUAGGAGUCGGGGGAACUCUGCCUCGCGCAAAAGGCACGACUCGUCAAGCCCGCGUAACGCCCACACCUUCUGACGAGUCCCGCUCGAGUUCCAAGGCUGACGGUGACCAAUCGGACGCCAGGACGGAGCAGUCAGACGAGGACGUGGUGGAGAAGGUCCCGAAACGCACGGCCAGCGUGAAGGCCAAGAAACCGGCCGCAGCCAAGGCCGAGAACAAGACGGUGAAGAAACAACCAAAGAAGAAGACCUCUCCUACGGGCAGCACGACCGCAGAAACCCCCUGACCUGACUCUCUCCGGCGCCGACACAACCGCACUGUCCAUCUGUACGUCUGUCUGUCUGUCGGUCGGACCAUCUGUACGCCUGUCUGUCUGUCUGUCUGAUUUGCACUUGCACAUUCUCUCAUGCGCGCUGUCUUACACACACACACACACUCAUGCACGGUUGCUCACACUAACAGACACAUACAUACACACACAAGAUUUUCGUCUGUGGGUAGAUCCAUUUAAAAGCUAUAAGUAGAGGGUCUUUCAUAAGCCAUAAUACGGGUAGAUGCAGCAGGAACGCCUUCCUCCUGUGUGGCUCUGGUUUGUAAUCUUUUGUG